Messenger RNA from Cylas formicarius (sweet potato weevil), 11919 nucleotides. RefSeq names its product octopamine receptor Oamb (gene Oamb). Gene Ontology annotation, molecular function: G protein-coupled amine receptor activity. Lineage: Eukaryota; Metazoa; Arthropoda; Insecta; Coleoptera; Brentidae. Gene Ontology annotation, biological process: adenylate cyclase-activating adrenergic receptor signaling pathway. The transcript is spliced from 9 exons. Bases 390 to 2036 code for a protein of 548 amino acids. The record is from RefSeq and is a predicted model, not a curated record. Gene Ontology annotation, cellular component: membrane.
CUCAUUCAAACCGCGGCAUCGCAUAGUGGACGCGGAGCAGCGUCGUCGUCGUCGUUUUCGGUAUUUCGCCGCGAGACUGACGUGAACGGAAGCGCGUAACUCUUUAACGCCACUUUUCGAAAGUUUUUCAUUCGGAACGGGAAUAUUAUACGAUGUAAAUGUGCCGAAUAUGGUGGUCGAAGGUUUUUUACCGAUCUAUGGAUAAUCGCUUAACGUUAAAAUUUACCAGGCGGGUCAUUUGCAGGAACGAAAAGAAAAAAUGUCGAUCGUCCGACCGAGCGCCGCUCGCAACUCCUGCGGAGUCUGCCUAAUACCGUGAACAUCAUCAGAUUGACGUACGAUCCGAUUCCCCAAAACAAGUGUUCGUGAUUAAUAUACGUGCUAAUGUAAUGCGAAAUACAAUAAACGCGACCGCCUGUGCGGCCCUGAUCAAUGACGUCGACUGGAUCGAUCCGAACGCACUCCUGAGAUUAUCCGUUUUGCUUCUCAUCAAUGUCAUGGUUAUCGUGGGAAAUUGCCUGGUAAUUGCGGCCGUAUGUUGUUCGUCAAAACUACAACUGGCUGUAACAAACAUCUUCAUCGCAUCCCUGGCCGUGGCGGAUUUAAUGGUCGGAGUUGCAGUCUUGCCGUUUUCUAGCGUAUGGGAAGUAUACAAGGUCUGGACUUUUGGGGAUUUGUGGUGCAAAGUUUGGUUAGCCGUUGACGUCUGGAUGUGUACGGCAUCGAUUUUAAAUCUGUGUGCCAUAUCUUUGGAUCGGUACGUAGCGGUUACCCGACCGAUAACAUACCCCAGUAUCAUGUCCAAAUCCAGGGCUAAGUUGCUGGUGGCUGGAUUGUGGGUACUCAGUUUCGUCAUUUGCUUUCCGCCGUUGGUCGGAUGGAAAGACUCGAAGCCCGACGAAAAUCUGGCCAACGUUACUCGCAUAGAAGACAAUCCACACUGUCCUUGGAACUGUGAAUUGAUAAAUGAAUCGGGAUACGUAGUAUACUCCGCCUUAGGUUCUUUUUACAUUCCCAUGUUCGUGAUGCUGUUCUUUUACUGGAGGAUAUACAAGGCAGCUGUCCGAACAACUCAAGCGAUUAAUCAGGGUUUCAAAAUUACUGGUUCGUCCGGUAAUAGAUUCGAACAACAACGCUUAACAUUGCGAAUCCACAGGGGUAGAGGGAGUUCGAACAGGGUUCCGCAUGGGUCUCCGAAUGGGAGCAGUUAUACGGCCACAACGACAAGUAGCGCAUCUCCUAGUCCCAGAGGGCGCCACGAAAGAGUUAAGAUUAGCGUCAGUUAUCCGUCAAACGAAAAUAUCUCAUCAGCGACGUCCUCGCCGCAACUGCUCGCAGUGACUCCGACAUCACCCUCGGGUCAUCCAUCCUAUGUCGUCCACUACUCGGUGAACGGCAAAGACUCUUCGACCACGUCUUUGUGUAACAGACGCAGUCAGCAGAACAGCGAUCAACAUUUAAAGGUUCAAAGGACAGGGUCCACCAGAUUAUCGAUAAAGAGGAGAUCUAGUAGCGUCGAUAGCGGUAGAGUUAGGACAACUAGCUCGUCCCCUACAGGCAAUGACGACGCUGCCAAUAAGAAUAAAUUGAUAACAAAGAAAAUGGGAAAGAGAAACAUUAAAGCUCAGGUGAAACGAUUUCGCAUGGAAACCAAAGCCGCCAAAACCCUGGGCAUCAUAGUCGGGGGUUUUAUAUUUUGCUGGCUGCCGUUUUUUACGAUGUACCUGGUCAGGGCAUUUUGCGCCAGUUGCAUUCAUCCAUUAGUCUUUUCGAUCCUGUUUUGGUUGGGUUACUGCAACAGCGCGAUAAAUCCCCUCAUUUACGCUCUCUUCUCGAAAGACUUCCGAUUCGCUUUCAAGAGGAUCAUUUGUAAAUGUUUCUGCACGCGGCGAGGAUCGCAAAGUUCCAGGAGAGGAUCCGACGGAUCGCAGUUACAGGGUCGACAGUUUCGUUCGCCGAGCUAUAACGUCCAGGCUCACGGGAACUCCUUGGGCGAGGAGAGUGAUCCCGGCGGAGAUCCUUCCGAUUCGAGGUGACACAACGGCAAGAGGCGCGGCAAAAGCGUACUAGUGGAAAAAGACAACGUCUUCAAAUUGGCCAUGAGCGUGGCCAUCGGGUGACAAUUGGAGAACCUAAAGAGAAACAUGGGUGAUAAAAAUGAAACUCAAAGUUAGUCAUACGUAGAACAAAGUACGAUGUAGGCAUAUUAUUAUUAUUAUGACUUACAGACUGGUCAAUAAAUAUCUCGCACGCGUUUAUUUAUUAUUUUCGUAACUUUACCACCACAGUCACGAAAAUAACUCCCAAAUGAGAUCUGUAUAGGACAAGACUUUUUUUUGAAAUAUAUUAUACUUUUAGCUUGAAUUAAACUACCUAAUCGAGGAAGUUUCAUCGCAAUCUCUCUCGUUUUCCACUCCCAUUCUUAUCCGACAUUUUAUCAUCUUCGCGUUAUAUCGGCGGAUUGCGAAAAAAGACGAUCCCAAAAUCCCAUAUAAGCUAUUUAGAAGUAAUUAUUGUACGUAAUACCGGCUCUCGUGGAAACUACUAACUGAGCUAUAUAGAUUCCGGGAAGAGGCGACGCGCAAUUCUGCUCGGACGUCUGGGGAAAACAAGUCCGGCUUACCUUACCAUUAAUCUUCUCAAAGCAGAAUCGAAAUCCAUCCGCAUUAUUUCGUGACAUUUUCGGAAUACAAUUUGUUUUUCUUCCAAAUUCGCCAUUGAGUGCAGAAAAUUCCGAGUCUAUCCCGGAAUUUGUCGCGUCAACGCCAACAUACGCUUGUUUCGGCGAUAUUCACUUGAUAGUUUGAGAAAUAUGUAUCAUUCGUUCAUUCACAAAAUAUUCGGGCAAGGUUUGUUGCUUUUCACUUCACUUCACUUCACUUUUCAGUAGAAAAGCGAUUUGUAUUUACCAUACGAUUAUCCUAACCUCCAUUUUCGCAGUUAGGAAAGUAAAUUGUAUAAACGUGAGGAGUACCCAAAAAUAUAGUUACUAUAACCGUUUGUUCUUUUCGAAUGGAAAUUAAGGUCUCAUUUGCGGUGAAACACUCUGUAUCACCAACGUUCUUUGAAAGCCUAAUGUUCUCCUCUACAAAUCAUAUAAUUCUUAAAACCUUUCAUAAUGAGAAACAUUAACUUUGUUAGAUUCAGAACAUUAUGAUAGGAACUACUAAAUCAAGUUCUGAUUUCUUAUCAAUGUAUGAUGUCUAAUUGUCUAAAGUUUACAUCUUGUGUGCUUUAAAUUAAUUUUUCUUUGACGAAAGAGUCUUAUUUUCCACCAGUUUGUUGUUAAAACUGAUUUAGAGAUGAAGAAUGUCAGUUAACUAAUUGCCUUUUUAUUUAAUUUAUUGUAACACAACAUAUUUAAUUUGAUAUUUACAUGAAUAUACCUUAUCAUCAACUUUGUCACAAACGGGGACGCUAAAAAUAAUAAAUAAUAAUAAUAAUAAUAAUAGACACUAAUGAAAUAUCAAGUGUCAUUGGAAAAGAGAUAAAUAUAUGGGAAGGAUAAAAUGGGGGUUUUGAACAAAAAUGUUAACAACAAUGUUGACAGAAUUACCAUUUUUACGUGAAACUUACAAUAUUGCAUACAUAUAUUCUUAUCGCAAUAAAUUGGGCGCCUCGAAUUGAUUAAGGUCUCUUAACUUCAAAAGCAUUUUUCAGAAAAAGUACCAGAAAUGAUAAAAUUCUAUACCUGGGGUUUUUUGAAAAUGCAGAAUUCAAAAAUUCUAAAAGCAAUGUUGUCAGAUUUCGAAACACUAAAAUUUCCUUUGUCCAAAAUUCAGUAAUUUUUUCAUUAACAGUGGUAAAUCUGACAACAAUGCUGUUAGCAUUUUUUAAUGCUGUAUCUUCAAAACUCUCCGGAUCCUAAAUUUUCUAGUUCCAUCUUAGGCAAUUUUUGGAGAUAUUUAAUCUUUCCGGUACUUUUUACUAACCCGGUAUAUUAUGGUAAUCCUAUAGGAUUUAUUAGGUCAUAUUUUUUGUCAUGUAUCUAACAAAAUUCAUACAUUAGUUUAGCUCCUUUUGUUAUUAUUAUAAUUAUACAUUUUUCUAAAUGCUGAAGAUCAUGCUUCCAAAUCAGUAUCGGGGAUACUGGGUGGUUCAUUUCAAAUAAACUUGCAAUCUGCAUCAAAAAUAGUUGUUUUUCCCGUAAAUUUAGUAAAAAAAUCAUAAGUGGCAACAACGUAAACAAAAACUUGAACUGAUACUUCGUAAAUUGUAUUUUGUGACAGUUUCGGGGUACACGUUUGUCGUCGGAAUCCGGUAUCGAGUGUGGCAAAUUCCAUUCUUUAUCCCGGAAUUUGUUUCGUUGGUAAAGUCCGGAUGGUCCCACCAAAAAAUUUCGACCGUUUCUAAAAUCAAACAAACCGCAUAAACCGUUCGGAAAAUCGAUGCGAGGGUGGUAUUAUUUAUUGACCUGGUCUGACGUCGCAUGCCAAAGUUUUUGUCAUAUCAAAGCACCGUUCUAAAUAUAUAUUUUCCCCCGAACGUCAAAGUUAUCCUUGUUGCAUGCCGGUUGCUGAAUAAUUUAACCGGUCGAUUAACUAUUGACGGAUUUAAUUGGAUUAUUAUUAGUGCGGUGCAGCGAAUUUGCGUCAAUAUUCCGAUUUAAAGAUUAACAAAUAAUUCAAGUUUAACUAGAUGCACGAUAUAAACAGAACGUCUUGAUCGUGUAAAGAAUAUGAAAUAGAGUUUGAAGCCCAAAUCUGCAAUGUUAAUUUAUUCAAUAUGAUAUUGUUUCUCGCAAGAUAUGGUUUAUAAGCAACUGUCUGGUCCAGGAAAGCCAGUAAAAGCGGCAACAUAAACAUGCAAUUGUGUUUUAAAAAUACCAUGAGAUAAAAUAUUAGGUAUACAGUUCUCAUCCCUUCGAAUUGCUAAUUGAAUAUUAACACUUUUCCCCAGAUUUUACUAAAAGUUUUAAUUCAAAAGCAAAUACGAUUAGUAGAGUGGUUGUUUGUAGGAAAUAUUAUUGUAUGCUUCCCCAACACUGAUUCUCAAAGUUCUAUGCAAUAAAUCAUUUUGAAUCAGUAUAAUCUUAGUCUAUAUGUUCUCUUCAUUACAAAAAUAUUUUCUUUCUUAGUUCUUCUUUUUCUCUUCUUCUUCAUUCCUUUUUUUUUUCGAUUAGCGUUAAGGAAUGCAAAUAAGGUAAUUGAAAAAUCCAUUAAUAAAAUCAACCACCUUAAUUUUCGUGUUUUUUAAUAUUUUUUUCUUAUUUUAUUACUUUCCCUCCUUCUUUCUAACAGCGUAAAAAACACAAAACACAAAAGGAGUACAUAGGGAAAUAAUUUUAAUGUCGUUUUUAUUUUUAAUUUCAUCAUAUAGAAUUAUCUAUUUUACACUACAUACUUAGUUAACACCCUGUAAAUGAUAAUGAUUCAGUCACUUUCGGGAUUCCCAAUCCUAAUCUAAACAAAACCUUCAGGGAAUAAAACACUUACGAAAAUAGAUCUCAUCGAUAUCUCAAUAAAUAUUUCCCUUAUCGCCUCUAGACGUUACAUUUUCCAUUCCUACACCCAAAAUCGAUUUUGCCGGCAAACGACAGCUGAAUAUCAGAAAUGCGUUUCGUGUUCGAGGGAAUCAUUGAGGAAACCUCACAUAUGAGCACACGAACAAACAAUAUUCACUUUUAGAGGGAAAGGCGCUCUCGGAAAAUCCCAAAGAAAGGCGAAAGCAAACAAUGCCUUUAACUCCCUAAAAACUAAGCAAUUGUGGUCGCGCAAAUAAAAUCUAAAAAGGGAUCCAUCGGAAUGCGGUAAUAAAAUUGAACCUAGUAUGUCUGUUGAGAAUUUUGUCGGGAAUUUUAUUUUGAAUGCGCGGCGGCGUUUUCCGUUUUCCUUGUUCCGGGAAGGGCUACGACAAAAGUUUUCGGGGAUCGGUUCAAAUUUCUGGCUAUUUUAUUGGGACAGAAUAAACAAAUUAAAAAAAAGUCAAAUUAGAAAAUAAAUAAAAAAGGAGACUCCACAUUAAGCGAUAAUUAUAGACCUAUAAUAAUAGCAAGUUGCUUAUCUAAAAUAUUAGAGAAGGCAGUGUACAACCGAAUUCGGCAUUUCUUGAAACACGAAAAAAUAAUUUCAAACGUGCGAAAUGGUUUCCGCGAAUGGUGCUCGACGGGAACGGGCACAAUCGACUAAUUAAAUUUGAAUAUAAUGUCGGAAAAGCUGGAACCCUUAGGCAUAAGAGGGCCUAUUAAUAAUUGAACAUGUCGUAUAUGAAUCAAAGAAAAAUAAGUGUAAAAGUAAACGCAACAUAUUCGGAUCCAUAUGAUGUUAACUUAGGCACAACUUAUGGGGGCAUUUUGCGGCCAUUACUUUUUCUCCUAUACUCUUUAACAGUAACUGUCGAGGUAGUGACGCGCAGGAGCUGAUAAAUAAUGUCUCUGUUGCUGUUGAACAGUUUAAUAAAUUUUGCAAGCAAAAUCAUCUAAUCAUAAAUUUAGAGACUUUAGAGAGAUUUAGGGGAUAGUACCUUUUUACAUGUUUUUUUUAGUUUCUCUGGAACGUCCUUAGGAAAAAUUCAGAGCACAAGAUUUCUUUGCUCCUACUUAUGCACCAUUGAGGUGGGAUCAGGACAUAAAUAGUGUUUGUAGUAAACUAAAUAAAAUAUUCUUUGCCAUAUUAACAAUUAGAGACUCAUUUCUUGAGAGAUCACUAUUAGUCUUUUAUUAUGCUUCGGCAUACUCCUCAAUUUCUUACAACAUUGUGAACUGGGGGCAAGCUAAUGAUGAAGAGGUGUUUAUACAGCAGAAAAGAAUACUUAGGGUAAUUUUUAAACUUUCUCCGAAACAGUCUUGGAAAGAAAUAUUUCAGAAACACAAAAUGAUGACGGUUCCUUGUAUAUACCUGUUUGAAUCACUGCUAGUUGCACACAUAUACAUUUACAUAAGAAACACAUUGAUAACCAUUGUCACUACACUCGCAACAGAGAAAAUCUCUUAAAGCCUAAACUGAAUCACAUGUUUUGUAGAAGAUCUUUAGGCUAUGCAGGGCUACACUAUUAUAAUAUGCUCCCGUCUACCGUUUACCAAGCAAUUUAAGAAACAUAUGAUGCAUCUGACAACCAAUGCUUUUUAUAGUCCAAGUGAAUUCGAAACGCAUGUUCAAUAAUAAGUGUUUGUAAUGUUAUAUUGAUGUAUUUGUAUUGUUUAUUAUGUACUCCUGCUCUGGAACAGUUAAUUACCUCACUAUAGGCAAGGAACGAAGAGAAAAUGAAUAUUGCCAGAAGCUUAUUCUCAUGGAAUAUCUAGCACAACGUCAUGAAUGGUUUAAAUAGUUCUUGAAUAUAUUGUUACAUGAUUUGUUUGAAAGAUGUGAUUCCAAACUAACAGUUUUUCAGAAAAAAAAAAUUAUUUUAAACAAUUUGUAAUACAAAACGUUAGUGAAAGGUAUACAGAAAACAGUUUUUGUCAGCAAUAUUUCUAAAUUUUUAGCAAAAGGGUUUUCGGUAUUGAAGUUUAUGCCGUAACAAAGACUUUUUUUUAACAAUGGCGUUAUGCAAAAGUAUUAAAUUAUUGUAAAAAAUAUACUAUAAACACAGUAUUUAUUAAAAUUGCUUUAACUUUUAUGAAUGUAUAACAAACAUUAAAUAUUUUACAGUGAUUAUUUCUCACAUGUGACCUUUAUGGACUUUUUUUAUUUUUCAAGGAAGGCACUUAAUAAUAAUAACUAAACGUUUGUUAAAAUAGUUGAACGUAUUAAAUAAGAAGCUAAACUAUUUUCUACUCACUUUUUCCUAUAUUAUGAUUAAAUACAUUAUUUAAUUGUUUAUUUAAUUUUCUUACAUAAUAACUAGGAUACAACCAGAUGUUUGUCCAUGAUAUGACAACUUCUCAAAUUAAAAAAAUUAUCAUGGAUAGAAUAAAAUUUCUUUAACUUGGACGAAAUAUUUCUGAAACUUCUUCAGAAAAUAUUAAUAUAUUAUACGAGGUUGUUUAUAUUUGACAAUUUGUACAAAUUUGCUUUUCGCCAUUUUCCGCUACAACUUAUAUGGACCCUGGCACAGUAAUCAAAUUAUAAAUAGUCAGAUACUCGUAACAAAAUAAAUAAACAUAUUUCUAGACGGUUCGUUGUCAUAAAUUUGUGUUGAAAACCAGCUCCAUUAUAGUUUGUUUGAAUACAACAAGCUAAUAUUUUUAUUUUUGAAAAUAGAAACUUUAAAGUAUAUUCUAUCGUCUUGGCCUUUAGAGGCAAUUAUCGAAAUAACGUGCCAACGGCAAUAAACCACCUGACCAGCCAGUAUUGUAGAACACAGCAUCAGAGAGGCACUUUUAAAGUAUCUUAAAAACAUAGUGGAACAAAAAUUUGGUGUUUUCUGUAGAAGGCAGCUGUGAUGGCUUGCGUUAUCUAUUACAAUUACACUGUCGUCUGCAAUAUCUUUUUAAAUAAAAUUUUGAAACCAGUUGACAAAAACUUUCUGCACUAGAGUUCUUAGUAUUCUUCGCAGACAACAGCAAGAACUUAACAGUUUAAUUUAUGGUGAUCCAUGAGCUGUUUUUGUCUGACAGUUUUUAGAGACAUCAACCCAUCCUUUGGAUACUGUAUCUGGUAUAUCGAAUGAAGUUUAAACUGUGUAAAUUAUUUAAGGUCCUGAAGAUAACACAAUGCAGAAUCUGUGCGAUGUCACUACCACUUGUUUUUUUAUCCAUUUUGCGGAAUUUAAAUCCCAUUUAAACACAAACUCUAUCAAGGAUUGCACUACUAAUAAUAUAUUAGUUUCAUCUUCUUCUAACUUCCUUUUUAGGUUAUCCUUCUUACUUGCCUAUUAUCCAGACGGUUUGAUUAAAAAUCGCAACGUUUUUAUAAUAAAUAUCCUUUAUCGAAGAUAUUGUCGUUAUUGCAGGUUUCUUUUCAAUUUUCUUGUUUAAUGAAUCCUCUACUAAUUAAACAUCGACACACAUUUUCGUACUUUGUUUUGUGUCUAAUUGCAAGUGAUUUCGAUAUGACAUAACAGAAGAGUUGGUGAAAUACUCCUAAGACUGAAACCUCACUUGUCGCUUUCGUAUGAAUAAAUUAUUCGGUGUGGGAUUUGCCCAGUGCAAUAGCCAUGACAGUCUGAAUUACUUUUUGGCGGAAGAUCUGCCAAAAGUCAAGAUACUUUGAGCGACAUUUUACCUUCAUUUUACGAAAGUCGUGGAAAACUGUUUGGACCCCCGGAGAUAUUCUACACGCUUUUAAACCUCUAGAAAAUCACGGGUCUCUGGUCGAAAAUAAAACAGCCUAACACCAGAAGGGACGCUGCGAAUUUAGUCGCAAAUUUGUCCCGAUUUAUGUUAAAUUUACACAGUCUUGCAGCACUUUUGUUUGCAUUUUUUUUUUACAAAACGGGAUUUUUCAGCAGAUGUUUCGCGACCCUCUCGCGUUUCCGCGCCUCAUUAAAGUUUUACAGCAUUAAUUAUUGUUCCGUACCGGGUUUACUUUUUGCAUUUGGGUUUAAAUCACUAGGAUUUAGACCCCGGCGAAACAUAAAACGGCAGAGUUCCGCAACUCGGUACGGUGAUAAGCUUCACCUGCCCCAAACUUUCCCGACCCACUAAUCCCCACGAUUCUUAAUGUUUCCAUUUUUACGAGUUAAAAGUUGAAAUUUAAAUGGACAACAGACGUAACCGAAUAUAGGGGUGUCGAUAAUAGGGGUGGGGAGAAAAAUAUCGUGGAGUGAGAGAUCAACUUAAACCAAGAUCCAAUAGGUUACCUUACGCUUCCAUGCAAGUACCAGUGGAUGACGUCAGUGGGCGACCCAAAUCCAAAGCACAUAUCUACACUCUCUUUUUAACUGUUUUUAAUACGCGUUGUGCUGUUUUUUCUUGCUAACAUAAUAGUAAUUUUAGUAGUAUGCAUUGUGUGUCCUGUUACGUACCGAAAGCAACAGAAUCUCUAUUUGUCUCUACUAGACGAUUUAUUACCAAAACAAAACAAAUUUUGUUUAAACUGCCCGUUAGGUAACAAAAAUACCCACUUCAACAUCGCAUGUCUAUUGUUUUUGGACAGAUAUAUCUGUCAAAGUGACAGGGUAUCAUUAAAACGUGAGCAAUAGGUUUCUCUUUUCUGAAGAGUGUUGCUGCUUUAUAGUUCCUGCAGAAAAGAAAAGAUGUUUUAUUUUUUGUCAAAAUAUGAUGAAGUACAUACAUCAAAUACAUACAUACAUCAAAUUCAGCAUCACUGCUUUUCAUGGUAAUUUUGAUGUUCUUUAGAGAUGCUCUAUGCCUAUCGGAAAAUUUGGAGGACUUAGAUCGCUCUUUCAGUGUACACAUGCUUUUAACCGCGAAGAUUUAGAUCAGUCUUUCAAGGGUUAACUAUAGAAGAAGUAAUAAUAAUCGCAUUCUGAAUUAUUUUGGCUUUAUAAUCUUGACUUUCGAUAUUUUAUUUUCUUUCGUUUGCCCUUAAUUUAAAUAGAGCCUUUAGAAUAGUAUUUUAAUUUAAGAAAAAUAUUUCACAUAAUAGGCCAAUUGGCUGUCUACUUUUUGUUCCUCUCAUUUUCUCGAAAUGUGGUAUCCCCUUUGCUCGUAGUUACUUUCAGCUAGAAAAUACCGAUCACACACAUUCUAUAUAUAAAUAUUUUAUUUAGAGAAUAAUGAAGUUAUACAAGACCAGAAUAACAAAUUCAGGCAACAUCAUGUGCGUGUUAAGGCACAGAUCUUAGACUCCCGAAGACAGACGGAUCUCAUUACUCAACUACCUUAUGAUUUAUGUAUUUGAAAUGACCUGUGGACUCAAAACAACCAUUUUCUUUUCAUCAAUAAGAAUGUCCUUUCACGUCUUUGUUAAAAUUUACUUAGUGAAGUUUCUAUUGUAUGGUUUUUCUUAUGUGUGGUUUAAUGUUUAAUGUUGUUAGCGUUAAUGCAACAAACUGUGAUCGCAAUAACGGCGUCAAUCCUAUCAAACCAAUAGCGACACAAGCCAAACUGCAAAUGCUUCAGCCAGGUGACCAACCUACUGUGUUUUAGGAUCUUGAUUUAAAACGGCAAUUUUGCAAGGCCAUUUUCCUCUUCUACCGUAUUGACGUUGCGAUUUUAAAAGACACUAUCUACUUUUUUUUAGCUUAUUCUAGAAUACUGCUUCUAAUAUGCCACAGUUGUCUUAUAGAUAAUUUAAAAAUAAAACUAAUUCUUUUGGUGAAGUUAUUGGCGAUGUAAAAAAUGCGACACACCGUAUAGCAGCUGUAGUGCGAAGGAUAUACAAAAUACAAAGGUCAGUUUUGAAUAGUUAUCUAUUCGAACUAAAGUCACGUUGCCAAAUUGACCUCAGAAUAAUGAGUUUCAAGGAUCUAUUGUUCUAAAAUCCCUGCUGACUGAUCCAUAUGAAUAUUUUCGAUAAUAACUUUUCUCAAAAUUUCGGAUUUAGGGUAAAUAUUAUACCAAGACGCAUUUAGGACCUUUCUAGUCGUUAUCAUCUGGAUACCAAGUUAAUGACUAAAAGCUUUGGCAUUAAGUAUAUCAUGUAUAUUAUCGUUGUAUUGCUAUUUCGGAGAGGGAAAGAUUAACGACUUAUCUAAAUAUUAAUUUUAAUGCUAUCAGAUUACAUAUUAUAUAUUACAUAUUAUAUCGAUACCUGAGUUCCGGAAGGCGAAUAGUGUACGCUUUAAGGAACAACGGAGUGAAUCCAUUUGCUGCGAUUAAAAGUGCUUUGCACCAGAUGAUGUUUUUUUGUUUGAGGAUAAUGUUAUUCUCCAAUUCUCAUUUGUUUUCCUAAUUAUAAUCGAAAUGUUUGAGAUUGAUCGUGGGGUUGUACAUAAACCUGAGUAAAUGAAAACCUGUUGUAUCUGAUUCUUGGAUUGUUUUUUAUGUUGUUUUAUUAUUGUUAUUUAUAUAGUUUUACGUAAAUUGAUCUCGUCUAUUUAUACUUAACUACGCUCGGCAAGGUGAUUCAUAAUUAAAUUAAAAAUAAUUUGAAGCCAUGAGUAGAUUUUAACAAAAACAUUUUAUAAUUUUGU